CGCCAUCAGGGCGCAAGGCAGUGCGCGAAGACGAAGAAAGCAACUAUGGCCGCCCCAUCUCCAAAUUCCUGGGAUCCGCUCUCGUCAGAGAACGAAGAGCCAUCUCCGCAGUGCCUGAUGCGAGUCAAAAAGGACAUCGCCAAUUUCAGAGCCCAGCCGCCGUACGGUCUCUUCAUCGCUCCGCAGGAAGACGACUUGACCAAGAUCCACGCCCUAGUCGUGGGCCCCUCUGACACGCCGUACGAUGGCGGCAUCUUCUACUUCAUCUUGAAGUGCCCCUCGACCUAUCCCGUGAAUCCGCCCAAGGUGCGCAUCAUGACGACGGAUGCCGGACGGGUCCAGUUCAACCCGAACCUCUACGCCUGCGGCAAGGUGUGCCUCAGCAUUCUCGGGACCUGGUUCGGACCGCAGUGGACGCCGAUGCAGACCAUCGAGAGCGUGCUCAUAUCCAUCCAGUCACUACUCAACGAAAACCCUUUCGGGAACGAGCCCGGCUUCUCGUUUUUGUCGCCGCUCACGAAGGUCCUCGGCUACGAGAGCAACUACAACUCGUUCCUGCAGCACGAGACAAUGAGAGUGGCAGUGUGCGACACGGUAGAAGCGUGCCUCGACGGCACUUCGCCGUGUCCACCGGUUCUGAGGGAGCAAGUGCUCAAAACUUUCUCGGAGUCAUACGACAAGUACGAAAAAAUGGCCACGGAACGGCUGAAUUUGACCGGUACCCCACUGUAUGAUCGUUUUUUUAAUGUCAAGGGAGUGUACCAGUACGACACACUGCUGGCGCGGCUCAGGAGCCUGAACGACAGAGUGAAGCAGCGGAAAGAAGCUGCAGCGCAAGCGAAAAACAAGUAAUCUAUUAUCCGGUGUGACGGGCGGCCCUGACGCAUCGACGCGUGACGUUUACAAAUUUGUUACGUACUGACACUUUGACGGCUGUGCAUGUGAGGCGUCCAUCAAAAAUGUGCCCUCUUUAUCUGUCCGCGCCAUUUUCCGCGGCUGCGGUGCGUCUGUGACACAACCGCAUUAUAACCAAUGAACUCUGGAGCAUGUUCUGAACCAAAGAUUCUUGGCAAACGGUCACACCACCGGUCCGGUCUGGAGGCUCCUCAGUGCUACUGUAUCAAGCCGGCUGGCUCCAUUGGUGAUGUGCACGAAGAACCCACAAAUUUUCUGAAUAAAUACUCCAGAGGGAAAUGCGGCAUUAUUGUU
Messenger RNA from Dermacentor albipictus, 1209 nucleotides. The record is from RefSeq and is a predicted model, not a curated record. Lineage: Eukaryota; Metazoa; Arthropoda; Arachnida; Ixodida; Ixodidae.